Messenger RNA from Racocetra fulgida, 409 nucleotides. NCBI's taxonomy places the organism in Eukaryota, Fungi, Glomeromycota, Glomeromycetes, Diversisporales, Gigasporaceae. The record is from the annotation of a GenBank genome assembly.
AUUAUCAAUCGUUAAAUGCCAAACUUGACUAUAUAAAAAAUAAUAAUUUAGCAGGAAUUGCGAUUGCGGACAUCACCAAAGAUUCGAAAGAUUUACAAUUGACGAACUUUAUUUUGGGAAAUCAAACUAAUAAUUCGGGAGGGAAUGAAACUUCAACCUCUUCAUCUACCGAUAUAGCUGCAAUAGUGGGUGGUGUAAUAGGCUCCAUUAUUUUUGUUGGCGCAUUAGUAGCUAUUGGCAUCGUAUUGUAUCGAAGAAAACACAGAGCGAAAACGUCUAAUCCACUCAUAGAUACGAAUAAUCAGACUUGCUCUGAUACAAAUCCUCAGGUUUACUCUGAUAUAAAUCGUCAGGUUCGUCCAGACACAAAUAUUCGGAUUUACUCAGAUACAAAUCAUAAAGCUUAUUA